Messenger RNA from Sinocyclocheilus rhinocerous, 534 nucleotides. Its product is annotated as meprin A subunit beta-like. Gene Ontology annotation, molecular function: protein binding. Gene Ontology annotation, cellular component: membrane. Bases 73 to 534 code for a protein of 153 amino acids. The transcript has 2 exons. NCBI's taxonomy places the organism in Eukaryota, Metazoa, Chordata, Actinopteri, Cypriniformes, Cyprinidae. The record is from RefSeq and is a predicted model, not a curated record.
GAGUCCGACCAGCUCAACAUCUGGAUCCGAGAGCUGCAGAAUGAAGCAGACAGCACAAGAGCUCUCAGACUCAUGGAUCAGAUCACAGAAACCCCUGGGAAUUACUGGAAGCUGCAUCAUGUGCAGCUGAACGCAAAUAAGUCUUUCCAAGUUGUGUUUGAAGCGCGUAAAGGAGCUGGAAACUCCAGUGGAGGCUUCUCACUGGACGAUAUCAAUAUUUCAGAGACAGAGUGUCCCCUCAUAUGGCAGAUAAAGGACUUUGAGAAGAAACUGAACAGUGGGGACAGUGAACUGUACAGUCCACUGUAUUACUCCAGUGAUGGGUAUCGCUUUGUGGGUUUGUUAUAUGAGUACGAUCAUCAACUUAUAAUGCAUAUUUAUCUGGUAUCUGGUGCAUAUGAUGAGCAGCUGCAGUGGCCUUGUCCAUGGAGGCAAAUCACCGUCCAGAUCCUGGACCAGAAUCCACACAUACAGAAGCGCAUGUCCUUUGAGCAGAGCUUCACCACUGACCCUAACUUAAUUAAUCAUGGUUAG